This is a messenger RNA of Tigriopus californicus, 1301 nucleotides long. RefSeq names its product guanine nucleotide-binding protein subunit alpha-12-like (gene cta). The record is from RefSeq and is a predicted model, not a curated record. The transcript has 2 exons. The coding region runs from base 60 to 1214 and encodes 384 amino acids. Gene Ontology annotation, molecular function: G-protein beta/gamma-subunit complex binding; D5 dopamine receptor binding; GTPase activity. Gene Ontology annotation, cellular component: brush border membrane; heterotrimeric G-protein complex. Gene Ontology annotation, biological process: Rho protein signal transduction; adenylate cyclase-modulating G protein-coupled receptor signaling pathway. NCBI's taxonomy places the organism in Eukaryota, Metazoa, Arthropoda, Copepoda, Harpacticoida, Harpacticidae.
ACCCAACCCUCGAUCCUAGACCACGGUCAAAGCGGGUUGGAAGAAACCCGUCUUGCCUCAUGGGUUUUGCCAGGGAUCUUCUGGGCUGCGGUUUUUUUCGUUCCAAGCCCAAUGGCGAGCUGGAUCAACGGAACCGCAGCAAACAAAUUGACAAACAACUUCGCUUGGAUCGCAGAAAGGUCCAACGUAUGGUUAAAUUGCUUCUCUUGGGCGCAGGGGAAUCCGGAAAGUCGACAUUUCUGAAGCAAAUGAGGAUCAUUCACGGCUUGCAAUUCGAUGCCAACCAGAUAGAGGAAUUCAAACGCGUCAUAUAUCAAAAUAUUGUCCGAGGCAUGCAAGUACUGGCAAGCAACAGUUUCAAAUGGGGUUAUGCCAUGGAACACGCCGAAAACGAAGAGAACAGAGUGACCUUGCUUCAGCUCACCGAGUAUUCCACCAUCAACGCCCAUACGUUUGGUGGGCGAUAUCACGCCAUCCUGUCAUCAUUGUGGCGCGAUCAAGCCAUUCAGCAAGUGUUUGAGCGUCGAUCCAAGCUCCAAGUGGUGGAUUCAGUGGGGUACUUUUUGAACAAUCUGGAUCGAGUCUCGGAUCCCAAUUAUGUGCCCACCAACCAAGACAUCUUGUACUGUCGGAAAACUACCAAAGGUAUCAUCGAAUUCCCCAUGACCAUCGAGAACGUGCCGUUUCUCUUUGUGGAUGUGGGCGGCCAAAGAACCCAACGGCAAAAGUGGUUCGAAUGCUUUGAUUCGGUCACGGCCAUCUUGUUCAUGGCCUCGACGAGUGAAUUUGAUCAGGUUCUCUUGGAAGACUCCAUGACCAAUCGGUUGGAAGAGGCGCGGACAGUGUUCAGUAGCAUUGUUAACAACAAAAUCUUCAAACAAGCAGCCAUUAUUCUUUUCCUGAAUAAGAUGGAUUUACUGAAGGAGAAAGUUUGUUACAAGAAAGUCAAUAUUGCAGAGUUCUUCCCAUUGGAGUUUGAGGAGAUGUGUGAGAUAUCAAAAAAGCAAAGUCAGCCAAUCAAAGGUGAUCCGCUGAAUUUGGAUGACGUGAAAAGUUUCAUUUUAUAUCUAUUUGUGUCCAAGCAUUUCGACAAGUCUAAACCAUUGUACCAUCAUUUUACCACUGCUGUAGACACCAGGAAUAUUGAAUUCGUAUUUAAUUCGGUCAAAGAGACGAUUCUGAGGCGGAACUUGGAUGCCCUCAUGUUAGAAUGAGAUAUUCAGAGAUGUCUCCUACCAUAUAUCUCUCAUCAUAUUAACGAGGCAAUACAUAUUCCAAAUAAAAACCGUGACUCAAGCCCA